Eutrema salsugineum is the source of this 1103-nucleotide messenger RNA. RefSeq lists its product as uncharacterized. The coding region runs from base 169 to 915 and encodes 248 amino acids. NCBI's taxonomy places the organism in Eukaryota, Viridiplantae, Streptophyta, Magnoliopsida, Brassicales, Brassicaceae. The transcript has 7 exons. The record is from RefSeq and is a predicted model, not a curated record.
CUUCUUUCUAUUUAUGAUAUAUUUCUUUACAACUCUUCUCCUCGAGUUUUUUUUUUUUUUAGUAACGACCAUUCGUACAGAACAGAACAAACAGGAAACAGCCAAGUAAGUAAUUGCUUUGCUGGUGAAUAGAGAGGCUUUGGUCUGUGUAGUUUCCCACAAGAGCCAAUGAGCCUACAAACUGGAACAAAGUCAAGCAACGCCCUUGAGGGGAUCCAUGGGGUUCAUGUGGUGUCUCAUUCGCCCUUCUCAUACGACCGGACAACUCAAGUCGGUGACUUUCAGACCAACUGCAAAUCCUCAGACAUGGAAUCAAAUCAGAGACUGUUCAUCGAACGUGUUUGGCAACAAAGACCUCCAUGUCUAAGGCCAAUCCAUUGCAGCAUCCGAGGUGAUCAGAGUGUCUUAGAAACAGCUGCUAACGUGGCUACCUCGCUUCCUUUCAUCCUCCUCGGAAUGCAGGCACCGAGGAAGAAUCUCAACACAAAAGUGUACGCAAACUCCUUAAUUGGAGUUGGGAUCGCAUCGACUCUGUAUCAUGCCUCUAGGGGAAAGUUGAGGAAGUACCUGAGAUGGGUAGAUUACACAAUGAUUGCCACAACAACAAUAUGUCUCUCAAGGGCUCUAAGGAAUGAGAACUCAAAGUUCUUGAUGGCUGCAUCAGCUUUAGCUUUACCGUUUCAGCCUCUCAUGGUCUCUGCUGUUCACACUGGAAUGAUGGAGGUGGCAUUUGCUAAAAGAAGCUUAAAGGAUCCAGAUCUUAAAACAGCUCAUAACGUACACAAGAUGUCAUCUUUACUAGGAGGUGCUCUGUUCAUAGCUGAUGAUAUCUUCCCUGAGACACCUUUCCUUCAUGCCGGUUGGCACCUUGCUGCAGCCAUUGGAGUCGGAACAUGCAAUAAGCUUCUUGAGUAGAUCAGAUUUCAAAAUCGUUAUGGGACUUCUCUAUUCUUGGAACAGUAGGAACAAAAUAGUUUCUCUGUUACUCCUAAUCAGCCGACAUAACUAAGAAGCAUCGUAGCCAGUGAUAUCUAUGUAAGAAGUAGAUGGUAUUGCGUGAUCAUGUAAGAAAAUUAUUGAAUUAUUGUUAAGCUCGUUGCCAA